Molecule: messenger RNA, 291 nt
Organism: Sphenostylis stenocarpa
Lineage: Eukaryota; Viridiplantae; Streptophyta; Magnoliopsida; Fabales; Fabaceae
Source: the annotation of a GenBank genome assembly
AUGAGUGCCGCAGGUGGCGCAUUUGGUGGCAAUAGGGGGCUCCGUCCAGUGCCUCCCGAGAAGGGAAUAUUCCCAUUGGACCAUAUGCAUCUGUGUGACCUAGAGAAAGUGGAAUAUCUCAACUGUUUGAAGACUGCCAGACACGAGUCUGAAAAAUGCAGGCAAUUCUCAAAAAAAUACCUGCAGUGUCGCAUGGAGAAGAACUUGAUGGCAAAACAAGACUUGGCUGAACUUGGUUUUAAGGAAAGUAAUGUAGAAACUCCUGGAGGGAAAAUUACUGACAGGGUUUGA